GCGUGCGCAGCCCAGCGCCCCGCCCCGACCCCGGCCCCGGCCUCCGCCGCGCCGGCUGGGGCUGCCCGACCGGGCCCGGGCCCGGGCCCAGGUAGGCGGCGGCGGCGGCCUGGCAGGGCAGGUCCCCCCGGCAGCCAGGCUGGAGGCUCCCCGGGGGGCGCGGCUAGCGCAGGACGCCUGGGUUCCGCUCGGCGACUCGUGGGUCCCCGCCCUCUCUGUGCCUCAGUUUCCCCCUCUGCGCAGCGGGCUGAGGCGCUCCGCAAAGCGCUAGGGCGCUGGGAUAUUAGAGGCAGGUCCGAUGUAUUUUGCUGAGAUCCAGUGGGCUCUGCUGGACCCCGCUCCAAGGCCUGUCUACAGGGACAUGGUUCCAGAGAACUAUGGGACGCUCCUCUCUCGGGAUAGUGGAAUUAUUAACCCAGCCCUGCAGCAGGGAGGCCCCGAGACAGCACAGUCCCACAGGACGUUACCAGGGAUGAGAUCUGAAGGGAACGUUUACCAGGCCCCAGGCCACGCAGCCACUUGCCAGAGCCAGGCCAGGCCAGCAGGAAAACCAUGGAGCAAAACGGCUGCCAACAGCGAGGGCCUGAAGAAACUCAAAGAGGGCAGCGCUGCCCUGCAGCGGGUCCAGGCUCUGCCUCUCUCCCAGCCUGGAGGGAGCCAGACCGUGUGCACCCAGUGUGGGGGCAGUUUCGGCCAAAGUGUGCGCCCUGUCCAGCUGCCGCCGCAGCCACCCCAGCCGCGGGUCCCGGCAGCAGAGAGAUUCUACCAGUGCCCCGACUGCGGGAAGAGCUUCUCGGUCAGCUCCCACCUGACCAUCCACCGCCGGAUCCACACGGGGGAGAAGCCCUACCGGUGUGGUGAGUGUGGGAAGAGCUUCAGCCAAAGCUCCACCCUGGUGCUGCACCGGCGCACCCACACGGGGGAGAAGCCCUACAAGUGCACCGAGUGCGGGCGGAGCUUCGCCGUCAGCUCCCACCUGGCCAAGCACCAGCGCACCCACACGGGAGAGAAGCCCUACCAGUGCCACCACUGCGGGAAGCGGUUCAGCCAGAGCUCCACCCUCAAUCUCCACCAGCGGACCCACACCGGGGAGCGGCCAUACCGCUGCGCCGAGUGCGGCCGGGGCUUCUCUGUCAGCUCCCACCUGACCAUCCACCGGCGGAUCCACACAGGGGAAAAGCCCUACCGGUGUGGCGAGUGUGGCAAGAGCUUCCGUCAGCGAUCAGGGCUCAUCACCCACCAGAGAAGCCAUGCAGCGCAGAGACCCUACAAACGGCGGGUGCUCCUGGCUUUGGUGGCCGGGUUUCUUACCCGCCACCGAAGAGCGUCUGCAACCGAAGGGCCCUGUGCUGCCGAGUCCCAGCCGGGAUUCCCAGCCCCCUUCCCCCACGACCUGCUGUUCCAGAUGAGGCGAGGGGAAGGGCCCUGUGCCCCGCAUCUCCAGGACUCCACGCAAAGGGUGGUCCUGAGGGGAACCCGUGCAGCAUUCCUGCUUCACACUGAGCUCUGUCCAAUGACUCCAACAGAGCUAGACUCCUGGUCAGAGACUUGUACACCCUUCAGGGACCCAUCCACCUCAGUGGCAGGAGUGAGCCUGAGGUGGGAGAUCUCUGAGGCCGCACAGCCACACAGGAUGUCCACAAGAGGCUCCGCUGGGAACAAUCACCGGGGCCUGGACCCAGAACUAGCCUGGGGGGCCGAGGCCGGGGGGCAGCAGGGGGACUCCGAAGUGGAGUGUCUGGGCCCAGCCUGGAGGGAUGAGGAUGAGGCUGAGGCUGGGGGCCAGGAGGGAAACUCCCCGGUGGAGCGGCUCAGCCAGGCCUGGGGGAGUGAGGCAGAGGACCAGCCGGGCCAGGCCCCUCCCUACGCUGGCGCCCCGGCCCCCCGCCCAUCACCAGGGAAGCCCUACAAGUGCACGGAGUGCGGCAAGGGCUUCAGCCAGAGCUCCCACCUGAUGCGCCACCUGGGCACCCACACGGGGGAGAAGCCCUACAAGUGUGGGGCCUGCGCCAAGAGCUUCACCCAGAACUCCAACCUGCUGCAGCACCAGCGCAUGCACACGGGCGAGAAGCCCUACCACUGCCCGCAGUGCGGCAAGCGCUUCUCCUGGAGCUCCAACCUCAUCCAGCACCAGCGCCUCCACACCGGCCAGAAGCCCUUCCAGUGCGCCCAGUGCGGCAAGCGCUUCUGUGAGAGCUCCCGCCUGCUGGAGCACCAGCGCAUCCACACCGGCGAGAAGCCCUACCGCUGCCUGCAGUGCGCCAAGAGCUUCAGCCGCAGCUCCCACCUCAUCCGCCACCAGCGCAUCCACACCGGCGAGCGCCCCUACAAAUGCACCCAGUGCGGGAAAAGCUUCAGCCAGAGCUCGGCGCUCAUCCUACACCACGGGACCCACGCGGCCAACCCACUAUGAGCAGCCGGCCGGGGGAGGGACGGGGGGGAAGGUUUGGUGCACUGUUCGUGCCUUGUUAGAGACCCACGCUGGGAAUAAGGACACGCUGGACAUGUGGGCAAAGGGUUCCCAUGGGAAUGCAACGCUAAUUACGCCUCGGACACAGGUGAGCUCAGGGCUUAUUACACCUGGGAGAAUCCACAGGGGACACGUGGACAAAGGGCCUCUGUGGGAGAUCAAUGCUUAUUAGAUCUUGGAUGAUCCACGUGGGAUGGUGACUGCGGAGACAGGGGAGCUCCGUUUGUGACACCUCAGAGAGUCCAUGUGAGAUGGUGACCAUGGAUAUGGGGGAAUUCAGCACUUGUGCCACCUCGGAGAGUUCACGUGGGAUGGUGACCGUGGACAUGGGAGAGCUCAGUGCUUGUAACACCUUGGAGAGCCCUGGGGGGCAGGGGAGGGGAAAGAGACACUCUGUCCACCUGGGGGAAAGAUUCCUUUUGAAUUCACAACGUAUUCCACGUGUCCGAGCAAAGAGAAAUCUGGAGCAGGAAGUUUAAUCAUAGUGGACAUGUCUGCUGUGGAUCUGUGUUGUGCUCGGUGGUACCUUGGCUGCUGACAGAGUGGAAACCACGGGAGAAAAGUGUAUGUGGGGGGAGGAGGGUGUGUGUGGUUACACCCGGCAGAGACUCCGCUCGGGGAGAAGUCACUAACCUUGAAGAACAAUAAACUCAAGAAAUUCAACUUCUUCACCUGUCUCUCACCAGUGCGUCCAGUUCUGGUGCCCAUCAUUCAAGAAGGAUGUUGGUGAACUGGAGAGGGUUCAGAGAAGAGCUGCGAGAAUGAUUCAAGGAUACGAUUUAGUCAUGGAGGUCACAGAUUCCAUGAAAUUUUAAUGGACGUCUGUCACUUCUUUGGCUUCAACCGCACCCUGCGGCAGUGGUGGGGGCUAGUGCUGCCUCCCACCCCACAGCCAAGGUGGUCAGUGGCUGAGAUGGUUAGCAGCUGUGGCCAGAGCAGUCAGCGGAUGGGCCUGGAGCUGUCCCCCGUCUGUCCCUCCCACAGCGACCGUGGCUGUCCCACCUCACCACUGGCUUGAGCCAGGGCCAUCCCUUCCUUCCCCACCUUCAGCAGCCGGAGCUGGAGCUCUCCCUCCCCCAUUCUGGCCGUAGCUGGUGCUGGAGGGACCUGUGUCAUGUGUCCAUCUGUUUCUGCCCCCCCCGCCCCACACACACACAGUGGGACUCAGGCUGCCAACCUCUCCCCCCAACAGUUAUCUGUAAUAAAAGUCUCAGACAGGUUUCAGGCUUCCAUGAAUUUGUGUUUCUUGCCUGUGACCUGUCUGGGACUUUACUAAAAAUAACUGACAAAAUCUUAGGGUUCGUCUACACUACUGUGCUGUCGACUCCAGAACUCCACCAUGGCGAGAGGCGGAAGUGGAGUUGGGGGAGCGACAGUGGUCGAUUUGCCACUGUCCUCAUGGCCAGGUAAAGACCUAAGAUACGCCGACUUCUGCUAUGCGAUUUGCGUAGCUGAAGUUGCAUAUCUUAGGUCGACACCCCCCCCACCCACACACACACACUAUAAACCUAGCCUUAACCUCCACAAUGAUUAAAGGGUCCUAAAACCUGCCUCAUAGCGAGAGACCCCAAGAGCUCAGGGGUUGAGAACGUUGAGGGAUGACUUGGUCACAGUUUCUAGGUAUCUCCAUAGGGAACUAAUGUUUGAUAAUGGUCUCUAGGGUCCAGCCCAAUCCAAUAGCUGGAAGUUGAAGCCAGACCAAUUCAGACUAGAAAUAUCAUUUUAACCAUGAGGGUGCUGAACGAUGGGAGCAAGGGUGGUGAUGGAUUCCCCAUUGCUGGCCAUUUUUAAAUAAAGAUUGGAUGGUUCCCCUCCCUCCAACCCCCCAAAAGAUCCACGCUAUUUCAAACGGAUUCCUUGGGGGCGGUUCUCUGCCCUGUGCUACGCAGGAAGUCAGACUAGAUGAUCCCCGUGAUCCCUUGUGGCCUUGGGAUGUACGACCCUAGGAAAGUCCAUCCCUGCACCACUGGCUCCGAGACGGUGCUGAGGGCAGCGGGCAAAAUUCCACCUGCCUGCUGAGAGGCAGCAGCGUAAUGUUGUCGCCCUGCCCGAGUCUUACUCUGAAGGCCUAAGCUGGAUUUACGUGGCGGAUAGGCCUUUUUAAAAAUUAAUUGGUUUAUUAAGGUAGUGCCCACUGGGCAGCUGAGAAUGGGGCUCCAGUGUGCGACACAGACACUGAGUAGCAGGAGAGCUGCCCCGAACAGCUGACGAUCUGGACAGAUGGGACAGGCGCCGGGGAGUGGGGGUGGGGAAUACUGCACCAGCAGAGCAAAGAACGGGAAGGCUGAUGCAUCGCACUUCAAGAAUCCCCUAAGGAAACUACAUAUUAAGGGCAAAGCAAAUGCGGGCUCUGGUACACUGUCCAGGCAAAAAAAGCUUGGAAUGGCAGCUUAUUAAGAGCCAGUGGCUGCCCUUACUGGAAGAAGAGAGGUGUGACCCAGAGAUCCCUUGAAGCAACCAUCCAGAGGGCAUAAGGGGGCGUGUGGGAUUUCUAGGGAUCCCCUGGAUCUAUCGUCUACCUAAUAGUGCGCCAAAGGGUGGUGUUUGAGGUCUCUGCCAAGAGCCAGUGAUCCACUGGUCAUCUUAAGCCUUGUGAGAUGGAUGAGAUUUAAGGAGUUCUGUCUCUAUACUGAGGUUCUUAAGGGGCGCUAGUUAAGAGUGGUCAUCAGAAAGUGAUAAACAGGUUUUGUUCAGGCAGGGGGUAGGAGACACUUGGCUCCCUGGCUGCUGUUGUGUGUCUCACGAUGGGCGUCUGUUUGCACUGCUAAUUGAAGUUUGCAAAAUCUACAAGAAAGAAGCCUAUGAGGGAGAGAGGGAGGGUGUAUGUGUGUGUAAUAAAAACAACCAGCAAGGUUGCGUGUGUAUGUGUGUGUGUGUAGAAAACAACCAGCAAAGGGUGUGUGUGUGUGUGUUUGUGUGUGAGAGAGAGAUAAAAACAACCAGCAAGGGGUGUGUCUGUGUGUAUACAAUAAAAACAACCAACAAGGUGUGUGUGUGUGUGUGUAUGUAGAAUAAAAACAACUCGCGAGGGAGGGAGGGUGCGUGUGUGUAUAGGUAGAAUCAGUGAUGAGCUGCCAAAAUAUUAACAACCAGUUCCCUCUUCCUCACCCCAUGAGGGAGUCAUGCCUCCCUGGGACUCCUGCCCCAUCCACCCCCCUUCCCUGUCCCCUGACUGCCCCCUGCCGCCCCAUCCAACCUCUGCUUCCUCCUGACUGCCCCCCUGAGACCCUUGCCCCCAUUCAAUCCCCCUGUUCCCUGCCCUCUGACAGCCCUGACACUAAUCCACCCCCCCAACUCCCCUGCCCUCUAUCCAACACCCCCCCUCCAUGCUCCCUGCCCCCUUACCACGCUGCCUGGAGAUAGGGGCUGGGCCGGAGCCAGAGUCAGGGCACCCAGCCGGCCAGGCCCAGGGGCCAGGCCAGAGCUGUGCAGCGCCUGGAGCCCUCUUUGCACCCCCGCCCCCCUGCCCCAGCUCACCUGCAGGAAACCACUGCUUCCUUCUCAGCUCUCCCAGGCUUCCCGUGUGAACAGCUGAUUCACGGGAAGCCAGGGAGGGGGAGGAGAAGCCUUGGGAGCGUUCAGGGGAGCAGGCAGAGGUGGAGUGAGGUGAGCUGAGGCCGGGGGAAGGGCAGGGAGCUGCUGGGGCCUUUGGUAAAUUUAAAAGCCCUUGCGGGACUACCAGUUCUAAAAGGGCUUCUAAAUUUAACAACCGGUUCCCGCGAACCGGUGGGAACCAGCUCCAGAGAGUGUGUGUA
Gopherus flavomarginatus (Mexican gopher tortoise) is the source of this 6225-nucleotide messenger RNA. Its product is annotated as zinc finger protein 436-like. Gene Ontology annotation, biological process: regulation of transcription by RNA polymerase II. The coding region runs from base 299 to 2413 and encodes 704 amino acids. The transcript has 7 exons. The record is from RefSeq and is a predicted model, not a curated record. Gene Ontology annotation, molecular function: DNA-binding transcription factor activity, RNA polymerase II-specific; RNA polymerase II cis-regulatory region sequence-specific DNA binding. Lineage: Eukaryota; Metazoa; Chordata; Testudines; Testudinidae.